AUGGAGAAACACACAACAAUUACAUGGGACGGUUUCAUUUUAGACAUGUUCCGUAUUCCUUCAUACAUGAACGACACGUACGACAACACAAAACUUAAACAACCCAUACUUUUUGUUCACGGGACCGCCCGAGAUGCAAGAUGCUGGCUUCUAAUGGGAUCUAAGUCUUCAGUUUUCUAUUAUGCUUCAAAAUGUUAUGAUGUUUGGCUAGCGAACACCAGAGGUACUGCCUUCUGCAAACACGCAUCAAUAAAGCCUUACAGUAAAACAUAUUGGGACUUUAGCUUCCACGAACAAGCCACCAGAGAUAUUCCAGCAAAGUUGGACCUGAUUGCUAAUGUUACUGGACAAGCGGGGAAUAUAAUAUACAUGGGGCAUUCAAUGGGUACAACCAUGGCGUUCGUUUAUUGCUCUGUUAAUGUCACCCACUGCAGGAAUAAUUUGAGGGCAAUUAUUGCGCUGGGGCCAAUUGCAAAUCUUAAUAAAAUUAAGGUGCCUUUUUUCCAUUUCUUCGCACGCACCAACGAAAUUUUUCAGGAAUUUCUGCCAGUCAUGGUUGCGAAAGGAGGCGCACCUCUUUCUGUAAGAAAUACAGUGCACUAUAAUCAAAUUAUCAACAGGAAAGGUCGAUUUGCUUGGUACGACUAUGGUCCUUCAAAAAACUUGCUUGUAUACAACUCUAAACUACCACCGUUGUAUAAUGUGAGCAAAAUUCCUGUGAACGUCGAUUUAUUCUACUGCAAUGACGAUUUAUUUGCUAGUAAAGAGGUCGAUUUGUACUCGUCAGCCGACAGACAGAUCGGAGCGAAGGACCCAGACAUAUGUACUGCAGGAUAA
Molecule: messenger RNA, 837 nt
Organism: Aethina tumida (small hive beetle)
Lineage: Eukaryota; Metazoa; Arthropoda; Insecta; Coleoptera; Nitidulidae
Product: gastric triacylglycerol lipase-like
Exons: 4
Coding region: 1-837 (278 amino acids)
Biological process (GO): lipid metabolic process
Source: RefSeq, a predicted model, not a curated record